Molecule: messenger RNA, 1500 nt
Organism: Ixodes scapularis (black-legged tick)
Lineage: Eukaryota; Metazoa; Arthropoda; Arachnida; Ixodida; Ixodidae
Product: sodium/hydrogen exchanger 7-like
Exons: 6
Coding region: 1-1500 (499 amino acids)
Biological process (GO): proton transmembrane transport
Cellular component (GO): membrane
Molecular function (GO): sodium:proton antiporter activity
Source: RefSeq, a predicted model, not a curated record
AUGUCAUGCACCUACCUUCAAACCGUUAAUUUACUAAUAUUUACUGUAUCUAGCGAUCUGAUACGUCUUCUGUUGAAUGUUACGGGUAGCAACAUCAAUAUUGCCUGUCUCAGACUCCACAGGAAGGAUGACACUGCGGUCGUCGACUACCUCACAGUCAUCCUCGUGAUAGUAGUAGCGGUGUCCCUGAAGAAAGUACAGCGCUCAGUUCAUCUUCCCUACACCGUGUUCAUGUUCAUCGCCGGCCUCAGCAUCUCGUACCGUGACACGGGCUCGAAAGGCCACGGCUCGCUCUCCGUGUGGCUGCGGGGCACCAAGUUCCACGUGCUCAUGACCUUCGUGCCCGCCGCCACUGUGUACGCCACUCUGGGCAUCAACCACUUCAUCUUCCGCAGAUGCCACAAGGAGAUCGUGGUCUUCUCCGUGGGUACGCUGGGCAUCAGCACCUUGGUGUGCGCGCUGUACGCUUUCAUCUUCAUGGGCACCAACACGCUGAAGAACAGCCUGAUCUUCGGCAUACUCCUGUGCUCUAACGAGCGGUUCCCCAUGGCCGACAAGCUGUUUGAAGAAGGUCGCUACCCGAUCCUCACGACGAUGCUGCAGGCAGAGUCCGCACUCAACAACAUCUUCGUCUGGUCCGUUCUUGGAUACGUCGACGACAGAUUGAGCGGAAGGAGCGACAUCUGGACGCUGCUGAAGCACCUGGUCCUAAAGCACGCGGUAGGCCUGGUGUUCGGCGUCGCGAUGGGCACCCUGGCCAUUCGGUCCCUCCGCCUGGCGCCGCAGAGCCAGAGCAGCAACACCAUCCUCCUGGUGGUCCUCACCUACGUGACCUUCUGCACCCUAGAGUGGUCCGGCAGCUCGGGCGUCGAUGGCGUGGUGGCCUUUACGCUGAUGACCAACUCGAACCGCCUUGUGGCCUGUACCGAACUCGAGGGACUGCUGCAGAAGUACUGGUCUGCCAUCUACGACGUGUCGGGCUUCAUGUCCCUCUUUAUGACGUCGCUGUACACGGGCGAGCUGCUCUUCAUAUUCUUCCAGAAGGAAGAGCUUAAGUACGCCAUCUGGUCGUACUGCAUGCGCACGCUGGUGCGCUUCUUCGCCGUUGCGGCGCUCUUUCCGAUAAUCGAGCAGUUCGGCUACCCGGUGUCCUGGAGGCAGGCAGUCGUCACCGUCUGGAUGGGGCUUAAGGGACCUCUGAACAUCACCGUUGUGACCUACUACUACCACCGGCAGGCGACCACCAACGUGGACUUCGUCGCCAAGACAUUCCUCAACAUGGUUUGCGACACCUUUCUCACCCAGCUGAUAAACCUCACCUUUCUGGAGUCUGUUUUUAGGAUAUUUGGUGGCGUUUUCCCUAUCACGAGUUCGGUAAACGACAUUUCUCAACACCCAGCCGUUAAAGAUGGCGAAGUACACAUCGCUUCUACGAGAGCCGAUCGGUGUCAGAACGCUCCUUCGACAGAAGUGAUAACUUCCUCGUUGAAGGGUGGCUAG